Messenger RNA from Dendrobium catenatum, 1963 nucleotides. Its product is annotated as probable aminotransferase ACS12. NCBI's taxonomy places the organism in Eukaryota, Viridiplantae, Streptophyta, Magnoliopsida, Asparagales, Orchidaceae. Gene Ontology annotation, biological process: amino acid metabolic process; biosynthetic process. Bases 16 to 1782 code for a protein of 588 amino acids. The record is from RefSeq and is a predicted model, not a curated record. Gene Ontology annotation, molecular function: pyridoxal phosphate binding; transaminase activity. The transcript is spliced from 4 exons.
UCUCCCUCGCAAAGCAUGGAGGGGCGCGGAGCUCCUUCAUCCACUUCUUCUCGAGAACACAAAUUCUUCAACCGCGCGCUACAGAAUGCUGCCCUAAUGCCCCCCUCUCCCUCUCCCUCUCCUCUUCCACAAAUGACCCAAUAUCCAUCCCGGAAACCCGCCUCCGGAGGCAACAAGGACGAUACUACCUCUCCAUCGAUCUCCAACUUCGUUGUCGGCAGCGGUGGCACGGCGAUGAGGAUAAUAGUACCCUUACAAGGCAUCGUACAGGGCCGUGGUGGCCUCGUGCUCGGGUCCGUCAUCCCUUGCGCUUUGUUCUACCUCUUUCAACUCUAUCUUCGGCGCAAAAGACCCUCGUCUCCCCCCUCUCCUCCCCCGUCUCCCUCAUCCGGCGAACUUCAUGCGCUUCCUGUAAUCCCAAGAACCCAUUCUCGCAAUCUUAUUUCACCCCGCGCUGGCUCAGUUCCCGCCCCGUUAUCUACUCGCGCUGCGGUUGUCAACAAGUCGGAUGCUUGCCGUCUUGCCGCUGGCCAUCAGCGGUAUCUCAAUGAUCCCUAUCAUCCAAUCUUAAAUCCUGACGGGGUCAUCCAACUUGGCCUGGUUGAGAACCAGCUGUCUCUGGAUCUUGUACGGGACUGGCUGGAGAGGAAUUUUAAGGCAUUGUUGCUGGAAGAAGGUUUGAGGGAUUUGGGCUUAGGCCGUAUGGAGACUUGCUUCCAGUAUGAUGGUUUGUUGGAUUUGAAGAUGGCUAUUGCUGAUUUCAUGGGACAAGUCUUGCAAGGAUAUGUUUCAUUUAGUCCAUCAAAUAUGAUAUUAACAUCUGGUGCUGCUUCCGCGAUUGAGACCCUUUGUCUCUGUUUGGCAGACCCAGGAAACGCAAUUCUUGUUCCCUCCCCAUACGAUCCUGGGUUUGACAAGGAUCUGAAGUGGAGGACUGGUGUGGAUUUAAUCCCUGUUCCUUGUCGUAGCACUGACAACUUCAAUAUAAGCAUUUCUGCUCUUGAAAGAGCUUAUAAUCAAGCAAAGAAACGAGGGGUUAAGGUUCGUGCCGUCCUUAUCUCAAAUCCUUCAAAUCCUGUGGGAAAUCUAUUGAGAAGGGAUGCACUUUAUGACUUACUCGAAUUCACUUCGGAGAAGAACAUCCAUUUGAUUUCUGAUGAGCUGUAUCUUGGAUCAGUCCAUGGAGACAAAACGUUCAUGAGUGUUGCAGAGAUUCUAGACACAGAAGAUUUUGACAAGUGCAGGGUUCAUAUAAUAUAUAGGCUUUCGGAAAAUCUCUCCCUUCCAGGUUUUCAUGUAGGGGUCAUCUACUCCUUAAAUCACAAUGUCGUGGCUGCUGCUGCAAAGUUCACAAGAUACUCAUCCAUCUCCAUACUUACCCAACGCGUGCUCGUCUUAAUGUUAUCAGAUAAGCGGUUCAUUUCGGAAUUCCUUCAGCUAAUUGGAACAACAGUUAAGAAUAUGCAUCAUUUGUUUGCCCACGGCUUGAAAAGUCUGUAUGUUAACUGUGCUAAUGGUAGUGAGGGACUUACAUGUUGGGUGGAUUUGAGCAAGUUUCUACGUUCAUACAGUGAGAAAGGGGAGCUUGAAAUGUGGGAGAAGCUACUGGAUAUAGCUAAGAUUAAUACAACACCGGGGUCAUCUUGCCACUGCAUUGAACCUGGAUGGUUUCAGUUUUCUUUUAAAUCUUUGUCAGAAAGUGAUAUUGAUGUAGUUAUGAAGAGGAUUAGGAGAGUCAUUGAAGGGCCUGAAGUACAUAAUUUAUUUGAUACUAAAAGCUAACUUGUGCAAUCUAGUUGCAGGCCCAGCAUUUGUUUAUUACCCGCUUGGGUUUCACAAAUCUGUGUCACAGAUCUUUCGAUGUGAAAAACAGCCACCUAAAAUAAUCAACAUGUUGAGAGAUGGUUUCUGUGCGUUGUAUGUGAAACAGAUCAAUAUAUAUACUGCACAUGUUAUGAAGCAA